UCCAGAGAUAAUCUUACAACUACUUUUUAAUUUUCUGUCACUAUUUUAUUCUUCCCAUCUCCCAUAACUCUGCAUAUAUCUGAUAAAACCCUUCCUCGCCCAUAUCUGAUCUGUUGCUACCUCUUCUCUGUGCGUGUGCGUGAGAGAGAGAAAGAGAAAAGAAACAAUGGAUGCUGACAUGCUAAAAUCAUCAGCGCAGGAUCACAUGGACGUGAUGACAAUGAUGAUGCAAAUGGAAAAGUUUCCUGAAUUCUGUGACCCUUUUCACAACAUUCCCGCAUACCAAUCUCUGAUAAACCCAACUCCCUCCAUGCCGUUCAUGGGCGGCGCUCCCAUUCAAGAGCCGGUGACGCCGCCCCUCCAAGCCCCCGUGAUGUCAUCAGGUGGGAGAUUAAUCAGGAACAAUGCUUUGUCGAAGAACUCGUCAAUGGCGGCAAUGAGGGAGAUGAUUUUCAGGAUAGCGGCUAUGCAGCCUAUCCACAUAGACCCGGAAUCGAUCAAGCCGCCGAAGCGGCGGAAUGUGAAGAUCUCCAAGGAUCCGCAGAGCGUGGCGGCUAGGCAUAGAAGGGAGCGGAUAAGCGAGAGGAUAAGGAUUCUGCAGAGACUUGUUCCUGGAGGGACGAAGAUGGAUACAGCUUCCAUGCUCGAUGAAGCUAUACAUUACGUGAAGUUCUUGAAGAAACAAGUGCAAACGUUGGAGCAAGCUGGGGUUAAUAAUAAUGCUCAGAUGGGUAAUUUUGCUGCAGGGAUGACGAAUGUGAAUUACUCUACCUUGGUCAAGGCUCCAGCCUGCUCAAAUGGUGGGGUCCUUCCAAAUGCCUAGGUGAUUGAUUAUAUAUGGAAGAUUAUAUCGAGUCUUCAUGCGUUUCUUCUUCCUCCAUCUUUUUCUUAAUUAGUGUGUAUCAAACAGCUCUCUCUAAUGGAUGUCAUUGCUCAUAUCAGUUAAUUAAUUAACCUUUUUUUUAUUUUCUUGAGGACGUUUAAUUAAUAUUCUGAAUGCAAAAAUUGAAAUAAUGGCUUCA
Molecule: messenger RNA, 1022 nt
Organism: Corylus avellana
Lineage: Eukaryota; Viridiplantae; Streptophyta; Magnoliopsida; Fagales; Betulaceae
Gene: HEC1
Product: basic helix-loop-helix (bHLH) DNA-binding superfamily protein
Biological process (GO): regulation of DNA-templated transcription
Molecular function (GO): DNA-binding transcription factor activity; protein dimerization activity
Source: RefSeq, a predicted model, not a curated record